Messenger RNA from Saccharomyces cerevisiae S288C, 447 nucleotides. It is a transcript of the gene SPI1, whose product is annotated as Spi1p. NCBI's taxonomy places the organism in Eukaryota, Fungi, Ascomycota, Saccharomycetes, Saccharomycetales, Saccharomycetaceae. Gene Ontology annotation, biological process: fungal-type cell wall organization. The transcript has a single exon. The record is from RefSeq and is marked reviewed. Bases 1 to 447 code for a protein of 148 amino acids. Gene Ontology annotation, cellular component: membrane. Gene Ontology annotation, molecular function: structural constituent of cell wall.
AUGUUGUCUAACGCUAAGCUCCUUCUAUCAUUGGCCAUGGCCUCUACGGCUCUCGGAUUGGUAUCUAAUUCUAGUUCCUCUGUAAUCGUGGUACCAUCAAGCGAUGCUACUAUUGCCGGUAACGAUACAGCCACGCCAGCACCAGAGCCAUCAUCCGCCGCUCCAAUAUUCUACAACUCGACUGCUACUGCAACACAGUACGAAGUUGUCAGUGAAUUCACUACUUACUGCCCAGAACCAACGACUUUCGUAACGAAUGGCGCUACAUUCACUGUUACUGCCCCAACUACGUUAACAAUUACCAACUGUCCUUGCACUAUCGAGAAGCCUACUUCAGAAACAUCGGUUUCUUCUACACAUGAUGUGGAGACAAAUUCUAAUGCUGCUAACGCAAGAGCAAUCCCAGGAGCCCUAGGUUUGGCUGGUGCAGUUAUGAUGCUUUUAUGA